AUGGGACUGGGAUGUGUACUAGGGGACAGCAUCAUCAUUGGUGUCUUUUGGGACAAGGAGGGUUGUUUCCAGAAAAUCAUUGGUGUCUUCAAGCCCAAGAACGAGGAGCCGUACGGGCAGCUGAACCCCAAGUGGACCAAGUGGCUGCAGAAGUUGUGCUGCCCGUGCUGCUUUGGGAGAGACUGCCUCGUCCUUAACCAGGGCUACUUGUCGGAGGCGGGCGCCAGCCUGGUGGACCAGAAACUGGAACUCAACAUUGUUCCCCGCACGAAGGUGGUGUAUCUGGCCAGUGAGACCUUUAACUACAGUGCCAUCGACAGGGUGAAGUCCCGAGGAAAGAGGCUGGCCCUGGAGAAGGUGCCGAAAGUUGGCCAGCGCUUCAACCGCAUCGGUCUGCCGCCCAAGGUGGGCUCCUUCCAGCUCUUUGUGGAAGGCUACAAGGAUGCUGACUACUGGCUGCGGCGGUUUGAAGCUGAGCCGCUCCCGGAGAACACCAACCGGCAGCUGCUGCUGCAAUUCGAGCGGCUGGUGGUGCUGGACUACAUCAUCAGGAACACAGACCGGGGCAAUGACAACUGGCUCAUCAAGUACGACUGUCCCCUGGACAGCGCGGGUGUGCGGGACAGCGACUGGGUGGUGGUGAAGGAGCCCAUCAUCAAGCUGGCUGCUAUAGACAAUGGUUUGGCCUUUCCCUUGAAACACCCGGACUCCUGGAGAGCAUAUCCAUUCUACUGGGCAUGGCUGCCCCAGGCCAAAAUCCCCUUUUCACAGGAGAUCAAGGACCUGAUUCUUCCCAAGAUCUCGGACCCCAACUUUGUCAAGGACCUGGAGGAAGAUCUGUAUGAGCUCUUCAAGAAAGACCCUGGCUUUGACAGGGGACAGUUUCACAAGCAGAUAGCUGUCAUGAGAGGCCAGAUCCUGAACCUGACUCAGGCGCUGAAAGACGGGAAGAGCCCCCUACACCUGGUUCAGAUGCCGCCUGUGAUUGUGGAAACGGCGCGUUCCCACCAGCGCACCUCCAGCGAGUCCUACACGCAGAGCUUCCAGAGCCGGAAGCCUUUCUUCUCAUGGUGGUAGCUGUGGGAGCCGCGGGCAGGGCUUGGCCGCCUCGGACUAGCACUGCGAGAGGAGCCGGGCCACUGCUGGCUCUUGCGGCCGGGACUCGACCUUCUGGGUAGAGUGAGCAGGUGUGGCUGGAGGAACCUGCAGCUGAACUAGAGGAGCCAGGCAGGUCGGGCACGGUCCCUCCCUAGCUCUGUCGGAGCUCGGUGCCCUGCCUGGGGCAGGGCCCAGGGGGAGGCGUGGGAAUCCGCUGGGAGCCGUGGUGUGGCUGGAACCCUGCCCCUGCCUGCCUCCCUCGGCCUGCAUGCGGUUCUGAGCACCCCUGCUUGGGGCUGGGAUGAGCAGGCUGCCUGGGCCAGGAUCCGUCCAGCCCUUUACACCAGCCACUGGCCCUUUUCUUCCCCGCCGUGCCUGCUGCCGGGCUGGGAAGGCCUGUAGCGGGUUAUACCCUCUCCCUUUCCCCGAGGGUGUGCUGUACUCCUCCACUGUCCCUCCUCUGCCCCAAUCCUGUGCACGCUGCUUUCCUCAGGGGGAGUUCCUGCUGCCCGCUGGCGCAGCGGGGACCACAAUGAACGGCUGUUCUCUGGCUGGGGGCUCAAGGAGGGGACACAUGAGGGACAACUCACAGGGCUGGCUUGGGUGCAGUUAGACACUAAGGGGAAAGAGGUGCUGGCUUGUCCUUGUGAAUGGCAGCUGGCUCUGGGAGGGGCUGUAGCUUAGUGCCCCCCCCUCAGCUG
This is a messenger RNA of Pygoscelis adeliae (Adelie penguin), 1799 nucleotides long. It is a transcript of the gene PI4K2A, whose product is annotated as phosphatidylinositol 4-kinase type 2 alpha. Gene Ontology annotation, molecular function: 1-phosphatidylinositol 4-kinase activity. The record is from RefSeq and is a predicted model, not a curated record. NCBI's taxonomy places the organism in Eukaryota, Metazoa, Chordata, Aves, Sphenisciformes, Spheniscidae. The transcript is spliced from 9 exons. Gene Ontology annotation, cellular component: lysosomal membrane; trans-Golgi network; endosome. The coding region runs from base 1 to 1077 and encodes 358 amino acids. Gene Ontology annotation, biological process: endosome organization; phosphatidylinositol phosphate biosynthetic process; Golgi organization.